AUGUUUGAACAGACACUCCUUUAUGGACAACAAGGAGCACAAGAAGCCAUUCAAUUUGAGCAUGACCCCGAGAUUCAUCUGCAGCUGGGAACGUCGGGCUGGUCGGAGUCGAUGCCGGAAGAUGAUCUACAGUAUGAAAAGAUGACGCGCGCAUGGCCGAGGCAUUGUUUGGGGCAAAUACCCAGUGCUGAGAUUGAUGAUGUCACGAAAAUUCUGGCGUUGAAUCCACGCUAUAAUAAAAACGCCUAUCCCACACAGCAUAUAGACCGUCCAACGGAGGUGAAAGUGCAAAUGUAUGUGGAGGGAAUGUCAUCAUUUCGGGCACAAUCUAUGGAUUUCCAAAUCGACAUUUAUUUGCAAGAAAUGUGGAUCGACGAACGAUUACGACAUAAUAAUACAAAGCGGAUAUUGAUCAAGGAUCCAAAGUUAUUUGGCCUUAUCUGGCAUCCCGACCUGUAUUUCGCGAAUGCUCGUACAGCCUCAUUCCACGAGGUAACCAUGCCCAAUUUCUUGGUAUGGAUCUAUCCGAAUGGGACUGUAUGGUAUGAUGCCCGCGUAUCCGGGGCCAUACUAUGCGCACAGAAUCUUGCCAAAUACCCACUGGACCGUCAGAUGUGCUAUUUGCGGAUAUUGUCAUAUGCCUAUGAUAACGAGCAAUUAGUGAUCUCCUGGAAUGGGGAAGUGCCAAUUGAUGUGAAUAAGAAGAAUCAAAUGCCCGAUAUGAAACUGAUAAAAACGGAAUUUCGAAUACGCAAUGAUACCUAUGCCACUGGCGUAUGGUCGUGUGCAUUGGCGGAAUUCUACGUGGAUCGGGAGAUAAUGCAUCACAUCAUUCAAUCCUAUAUUCCCACGACGCUAAUUGUCAUUAUUUCGUGGUUCUCGUUUUGGUUGGAUGUCGAGGCCGUACCAGGCCGUGUCUCGCUCUCUAUCACCACUCUCCUCACUCUCGCCACCCAGAGUUCAGCUGCCCGGAUGGCCCUUCCACAGGCGUCAUACGUGAAAGCAAUCGACGUGUGGAUGGGUGCAUGUAUGGCAUUUGUAUUCUCGGCCAUGAUCGAAUUUACGGUCGUAAACUAUUGCACGAGAAGGAAACCACAUAGAGGGGGAACAGGAGGAAGAGGAGCUGGACAAGAAGUACGAGGAUUGACACAGCAGAUACAUGAUCUUGUGAGGGAAUAUCGACAGCAGAGGGAGCAACAGGAUAAGCUGCAAUCCUCGGCCGUCUAUGAAUGUUCAUCCCUGGUCAAUGGGGAUGGACAGACACAAUCUGUGCUGAAUAAAAGACAAAUGAGAGGAGGAGAUCCAUCUACAGCCACUGACACCCCUCAACCAUACUUCUUCCAAAGGAAUAUCAUCCCCUCUACAAGGAGGAAAAAGAUUGAAGAAAGGAUCAACCGCGUGGAGGAGAACCGUAAAUAUGCUCAAAUGAUCGACAGAAGAAGUCGCGUCUAUUUCCCCCUCGCAUUUAUUAUAUUCAAUGCAAUCUAUUGGCUAUAUUAUCUGAUGCUGGCCCCCGAUCAUAUUGAUGAUUUGGAAGAG
Messenger RNA from Mesorhabditis spiculigera, 1539 nucleotides. Lineage: Eukaryota; Metazoa; Nematoda; Chromadorea; Rhabditida; Rhabditidae. The record is from the annotation of a GenBank genome assembly.